Messenger RNA from Cylicostephanus goldi, 567 nucleotides. The record is from the annotation of a GenBank genome assembly. NCBI's taxonomy places the organism in Eukaryota, Metazoa, Nematoda, Chromadorea, Rhabditida, Strongylidae.
AUGGCUGGCUCGAGUGAUCGAGGUCGUGACCUUAUCGGAGUCCAAAAACUGAUAAGGAAGCACCAAGCGUUGACCGCUGAAAUUGAUGAUCAUGAAUAUCGAAUUGAUGACGUAGCCAGAAUUGCGGAAAGUAUGAUUGAACAGGUCGUCUUUCUAACUCCUGAAAUCCGUGACAAACUCGCUCAGCUUCGCGACGGUUGGCAAAAUCUUAAAACCAAAGUUGAGAAACGCCGUCUGGAGCUUGGUGACUUUCUCCAUGCCCAUGAGUACCUUGCUGUUGCAAAUGAAGCUGAGUCGUGGAUGACCGAGAAGGAACUAAUCAUCGGUUUCGCUGUUUAUGGGAAAGACGAAGAUUCAGCUGAAGCACUUCUUAAGAAGCAUGAAACUCUCAUGUUUGAUCUUAAUGCAUUCAAGGGGACCAUUGAUAAACUGAGGAAACAAGCAUCUCAGUGCAAGUAUCAGGAAGAUUUUGUUGAAAAGCUUGGUGAGAUCUGCUAUAGUGUGUGUCCCGGCCACCAGCUUCCCACAAGUAUCUCCGUGGCGCAUACGCAACGCGCGCUCCGUUGA